Molecule: messenger RNA, 2585 nt
Organism: Sorex fumeus (smoky shrew)
Lineage: Eukaryota; Metazoa; Chordata; Mammalia; Eulipotyphla; Soricidae
Gene: GJA3
Product: gap junction protein alpha 3
Exons: 3
Coding region: 135-1295 (386 amino acids)
Biological process (GO): cell communication; visual perception
Cellular component (GO): gap junction; connexin complex
Molecular function (GO): gap junction channel activity
Source: RefSeq, a predicted model, not a curated record
UGGAGUCGGAGCUGGGAGCCGGCGCCCCGCGGGGAGGAGCGUUUUUGGCUUCGGAAUGCCCCGUAGCUUUUGGAGCAGCAGAGCACCGCCCUUGGACAAGCAGGAGUUCGCUCUCUUCUGAGCCGUGGAGGGCCAUGGGGGACUGGAGCUUGCUGGGUCGGCUGCUGGAGAGCGCGCAGGAGCACUCGACGGUAGUGGGCAAGGUGUGGCUGACGGUGCUGUUCAUCUUCCGCAUCCUGGUGCUGGGCGCGGCGGCCGAGGAGGUGUGGGGCGACGAGCAGUCGGACUUCAAGUGCAACACGCAGCAGCCGGGCUGCGAGAACGUCUGCUAUGACCAGGCCUUCCCUAUCUCGCACGUGCGCUUCUGGGUGCUGCAGAUCAUCUUCGUGUCCACGCCCACCCUCGUGUACCUGGGCCAUGUGCUGCACUUGGCCCGCGUGGGCUCCCGGCGUGAGCCGCACGCGCGGGCACCCCCCGGCUACCCCCCGGGGCAGCGCCGGUCGAGCCUGGCCGGCGCCCUGCUGCGCACCUACGUGCUCAACGUCCUCCUCCGCACGCUGCUGGAGGUGGGCUUCAUUGCCGGCCAGUACUGCCUCUAUGGCUUCCGCCUGAAGCCGCUGUUCCACUGCGACCGCUGGCCCUGCCCCAACACCGUGGACUGUUUCAUCUCCCGGCCCACCGAAAAGACCGUCUUCAUCAUCUUCAUGCUCGCGGUGGCCUGCGUGUCGCUGCUGCUCAAUGUGCUGGAGAUCUACCACCUGGGCUGGAAGAAGCUCAAGCAGGGCGUGACCAAUCAGUACGUCCCGGAGGCGCCCCCCAGGCCCGCGGGGGCCAUCCCCCUGCUGCCCUCCGCCCUCCUGGCCAAGACCCCAGGCUUGCCUCCCUCCUACACUCACGCUGGGGACCCGCCGCCCCCAGCCGCAGACCUCAAGAUGCUGACUUUGUCCCAGGGGCCGGGCAGGGGCCACGCUGCCAGCUUCUCCAGCAGCGUCCACCUGCUCGUGCCUGAGCAGAGCCAGGCCAGCCAGGAGGCCGGGCGGCGGAGCAUGACCAGGAGGGCUUCCCUGCCAGGACCCGUCCCUGGGCUUCCAGCGCCCCUAGGCAGCACCCCGCUGCGGCCCUGGGAGGGGGGGGCUCAAGAGCCGGUUCCCGUGCUGGUGCUGGAGUCGCAGGGCUCGGAGCCGCGGGCUGUGGGCACGCUGCAGAUGCAUAGGCCGCCCCUUACUCUGCCUGACCCGGGCCAGGUCAGCAAGGGCAGCAGUGGGCGGGCCCGGAACAGCGACUUGGCCAUCUAGAGGCUCUGGCAAGUAUUGUAAGAACCUUUUGUGAACCCCUCAAACCUCAGAUCAGCAGGCAGGGAGAGUCUGAAGGUGAAGGCAGAGGUGGACAAGGCGCUGGAGGGGUGUAGGUGCUGUUGUUGGUGCUCUCCAUAGGGCCUGUCUCUCCUGGAGACCAAGCACAGUGUCCUGAGGCCCCCCCUUUCUCGGGCUCUGCAAAGAGCUGGGGCAUAGCCGGCACACUUAGCAUUCUCUCUGAUUGCUCCUUCAACUGCCAGUUGAAUUUCAUUUGGGAUAUUUGCCAAAUUUCACACACACACAAAAAAGAUUCUGAGCACGUCCAUACAUUCGAGUUUCUGAAAUUGCCUGUGAAGGCCCAACUGUCAGGCAGUGUCAUGACCAGUCACAGCUAGCAGCUCUGAGCCUGCAGGAGCCCUCGCUAUGUGGGAAUAGGCAGGUGGGAGACUGGCACCAAAUGCCUUGUAAAGCUGCACAGUCAAAGGAAAGUGUAGCAGGUCAAACCUAGGUUUUUUUCGAAAGGUAUUUUGUGCUUGUUCUAAAUGGUACACAGAUCCCUGUUGCUUCCUUUCAGGGAAAAUAUGAGAAAAAUAGUCUGUGGAAAGGAAUUUUAACAAAGAAAGCAUGCAACUAUUACAUGCCAGUAAAUAUUUGAACUUUCUCUUAAAAGAAAUUCUGUGAGUCCAUGUGCAGUUACAAGAAUGUGCAGUUAAAAUUAAAACAGGGAGUGUAGGUACAAAGCAGUGUGUGUGUGUGUGUGUGUGUGUGUGUGUGUGUGUGUGUGUGUGUGUUUAAUGGGAGAUUAAACGUGGCUAGGAAAAAUGUUCAUCCAAUGAAUCCAUGAGCUACAGUUUUUGACAGUUGAAAAUAAAGCUUGACACGUUCCCUAACCGUUCCUAGGGCCCCUUGUUUGCUUUCUGUGGUGUAAAUAAGCAUCUGAGUUUUGCUCCCUGUGUACACGCGAGACUACACCCUGUCAUGCACACAGCCCUGCCCUGUGGAAGGCUCUUCGUGAGUGCAAGUGUGGCUGGCAGCGGGGACUGUCCUGUGUAGGUCACUGGGUCAGUGCUGCUGCUGGCCAUGGGCCACGUUUCCCAACCCCCACUGUAGGGCCCUUAGACCUUAGACCUUUCCAGUUUGAUUCGUUGCUUUGUGUAAUAACUGCUCAAAGUUCCUGCUGAUUUGGACCCACACUCAACAUUCUUUGUAUUUCAUGUGCUGAAGUUGGUGAAAAGACUGUGGCUGAGCCCUCAUUCUCAGACACGCACACAAGAGACAGUUGCUGAGUUC